This is a messenger RNA of Thrips palmi, 3477 nucleotides long. RefSeq lists its product as uncharacterized. NCBI's taxonomy places the organism in Eukaryota, Metazoa, Arthropoda, Insecta, Thysanoptera, Thripidae. The record is from RefSeq and is a predicted model, not a curated record. The transcript has 7 exons. Bases 1060 to 3477 code for a protein of 805 amino acids.
AUAACAUAAUUUUCCGUACCUUUUUGGCAGAAGGAACCGCUUUUGGCAAAAUGUGCAAGUGCUAUUAUUUGUUCAGCGUUCUUUUCUAGUUAUUUGGCAUCCUAUCGCGUCCGCGACGAUCUAUGAAAACAACAGUCGCUGCGGCUCGGAAACCAGUACAGAAAAGAACAGCGUACUACAAUUUAUUUUACUAUUUUCUGGUAUGACGGUCUCUGGUAUGCUGGUGGCGUCAUUCCCAGUGGCGCCCCGAGGCGCCCCUAGCGGCAUACCUUUCGAACGAUUGUGCACAAAUGUUCCAUAGCGAAGUGCCCAUUCUGUCAUUAAAAUUCAAUGCGAUUCCGAACUAAGUGCAGUUUGAACCCCGUUGUCAUGCAAUAUUUUAAUUGAACAUAUUUCCAAUAAUUUAGCUUUGGAGGAGCGAGUGGUGAGUCUGCGGGCCGCGCCGAGGGGCCGGUGCCUGCAUGUACGUCUCUCUCUCUCGCACCUAAACGGAAAGUCCCAGGAGUGAGACGGCACUCGGACCGCUGUCCCCGUGCUGCGGAGGAAACCGAAGCUCGCGCCGAAUGCGCCCCGAAGGCACCCGAAUCGGGACCACGAGGACCACGAGGAGCCCCCUACCCCGCCCCUCCUCGCCCCUCGCCUUCUGGGCCCAGCUCUAGGCUCACUCGGCGCGCGGCUAGGCGUGGGGUUGUCGAGGCCCCGGGCGCGUUGGGGGAGGGUGGGGUGGGGGGAAAGCCAACCCCUACCGCAAGUCUCCUCGUCGUCGGGUCUCCGCUGGGGCUCGGGUCCAGGCGGCGGCAGCGUCGUCAGUGCAGCCCCAGCCGCAGCCCUGGCCAAGUGCAGGCAACCUCGACGAACAGUCACACCGGUAUAAGCACGCGCCCCGCGCCCGGUGCCCCUUGCCCAGCCGUGCCCCAGUGCUACUGCAGCGCGUACAGUGACAUCGACAUAACAGUACGAGUGACGGUGAAGAGGACAAACUCGACGACCACAUCCGCACAAGGGGAAAGCUGCAUCAAGUCUCCCCGGUGUACUCCUAACGCCGCAGAGUCUGGGACGAUGGUGAAACGGAAGGGCACUGACUCCUCGCUAUUGAAGAAGAAACGCGCCAAGCGGCCGAAAGCCGACCAAACAGGACCCGAGGGCAGACUUGGCCGCCGCCGGGGACCCCAAUAUCGGACUUGUUGGCUUGUGACCUGCAAGCAAGAGCAUGGUGACGACCUCAAGUUUGUCCUGCCGGAGCGGUACAUCACCAUUUUACCACAAGAGGGACUGAGUUGCGGCGCGGAGGUCGUCGCGAAGGUACCCAUUUCGCCCAGCGUCGAAGUGGGGAGCAUACAAGAGAUCGGAUUGUACCGGCAUUUCUGCCUAAAUUUGGACGUCGGCGAACAGACGGAAGACAAGGAAGUCACGUGGACUGAGUGGACGGUGGUGCUUCACUCGGGCCCCUUUGUAAAUUACUCGACGGCCGAAGGUGAGCUGAAAGCCGGAACCUCCGACAACACACAUGUCAGUUCGGACGCCGAUAGUACUAGCAGCAGCUCUUCUGGCAGCGACGACGAGGACGAGGACGAGGAAGAUGACGAGGAUGAUGGCAGCGGGGCGGCGGGCUCAAGCUGUCUACAGGGAAAUAACGGCAUGGGGCCGGUCAACGUCAACUUCGUUUGUGGUGGGUCCACGGUGGCGCAGUCGGGGGCCGUGGUUGCGACUGGACGCGGGAACACCAUAACCACGAUGCAGGCGGCUACUCCGGUUGAGGGGCCGGGGGGGCCGCCGCCGCCACCCGCGCACGCGCCCAGGGAGAGCCCACGUGGCGAGGACGAGCCGUCAUGGGGGGGCACUAUGAGGUGCCCGGAGUGCCACAGGCAGGCACCUGCGGCCAUGACCGCCAACAUGAAGGAGGCGACGGCGGUCAAGCUGAUUCACAAGAAAAUGAACGGCUUGGCGGAGCUCAAGGGGCACGCGUCACAGGCAGACGUCAACGCGUGGGUUGCGGCCACACUUGGUGCCCUGGUGCUGGGUGUUAGCAACAUGGAGACCCAGUUCGUCAACUCGCACAACGCCCUGGUCAAGCUGAUUUCAGAUGGAGUCCAGAGUAGCGGCGGGUCCCUUCUCUCCACCACAACAAGAGUGCCCAGCAGGUUGGCCUCACUUUUGGGAUUCGCACCCGCGGCCAAGACGAUGCGGCAGGCCAUGUUGCUGGAAAAGCUGUUGGAGCGGCCCGAGGUGGAGGCCGCGUACCGGGAGGAGGCUGCCUUCAAAACCGGCAAAACCGUGAGGGAGGCUGCCGUGCGCCUGGUGAAUUGGGUCUUCGACCUGCAGGUGCAGCGCCAGAUGAAUUACUCUGGGACAAUAUUCACGCCCAACGACAUCGCUGAAGGUGUCAACGUGAUCAUAGAUGCCAACGGUGAACCCAAAAGCCAUGCCAAUAAGAUCAGCGUGCGGGACUGCUUCCCCCAAUUUUUCAAAAUAACAUGUGAAGUGCUGGUCCACAUGAGGGGCUACGACGUGAACGCGAAGGUCGGCGAGUCGGUGGCGGAAUCAGAACUCAAGAAUGCCUUCUACAACACCAGGGACAAGCAGAAAACGUCCCAGGGCAUGGGGCGCGUCAGGGGCUCCUGCGCCACCAAGGAGAAGACCACCACCGACCCGGCUGCCGUGAGGUCUCAGCUUAUGGCGACGCUGCUGGGCGACACUGAGGCUUCGCCGACGACGCCACUCCAGAAUGCGCCGUCACCGGUGCCGGGCCCCAGACCUGCCUGGCACUCCGCUACGCCGGGGCCCCCGUCCUCGCAGGGCCGCCCGGUACGCCCCUCGUUCAACUCUGCUAGGUUCAACACUGCAACACCACGGGGACCGUCCGCGGGCGCUGCGCCGUUGUCCUCGUUCUCGCAUGGUCAAUCGCCUCCUGCGCCACGCACAUGGGGAUCGUCCACCGCCAUGAACUCCAACGCUGCGGCGGGGCAGAGCUCGUUGCCGCAGUUCCGUCCACCUGCACCACGAAUCACUCCCCACAUAUCAGGACCGCAGGCCAGGCCGGGGCUGUUCUCGAACCCCCGCUUCCCUACCUCUCUGAACUCACAGUUCAGCGGUCAUCCACCAUCGGUACUUUCAGACGGCAUGCUGACCAUUGGGGGGGGGGAAGAAAUGCGUGGUCGUGGACGCACCGUGCAGCGUGGAGCCAGAGCGUAUCUGCGGGAAGAAGAGGAAGAAGAUGAGGAGGAGAAUGAAGAUGAUGAAGAGGAGGAAGAAGAAGGUGCUCGUGGGACACUACCAGAGGGUUUUCAACCUUUUGUCCAGCUGGUUGGUCAACUUCUGGCCGCUAAAAAUCCUCAAGCAUUUCGAGUCCCAGAGUAUGAUGGAACUUUGUGCUAUACCAUGUUCCGAGCACAGUUUGUGGCCUUGACAUCAGGAUUGACCAGAGAAGAACAAGGUAGUCGGUUGCUUGGAGCCCUUCGAGGAAGAGCCCUGCCCUAG